Rotaria sordida is the source of this 1050-nucleotide messenger RNA. NCBI's taxonomy places the organism in Eukaryota, Metazoa, Rotifera, Eurotatoria, Philodinida, Philodinidae. The record is from the annotation of a GenBank genome assembly.
AUGAAUGCUAUUAAAUUAGAAAUGAAUAAUAAACAAACAAAUGAUAUUAUUUGUAAAUCAUUUUGUUUAAAAAAUAUAUGGAUUUUGUUUAUAAUUAUAUUACCAUUGAGUGGAAUUAUAAUUGGUUUUAUAUUUCGAAAUGAUUGUCCUUUAGAAAAAUAUAUUCCACUUUGGGAAAUAAUUAAUGGUUUUAUAACAAUUAUUUUUCUUUUAUUAAUAUUUAUAACAAAACAAUUUUUUCAUGAAAUUCAAUAUCGAAAUUGGUCGAUAUUUAUUAUUGAUCAAUUAAAAAUUUUAUUAAUUUUUUUUCUUUUUCUUUGGUUUAUAUGUGGAAAUAUAUGGGUCUAUAAAUAUUAUAGAAUAGUCAAAUAUGACAAACAAAUAUUAUUAUCGAAUAAAAAAACAAUUGAAAAUUUUUAUUGUAAUAAAAUUGUUUAUUUAUAUGCAUUUUGUUAUCUAAGUCGAAAAAUGGUUGUCACAUAUGUGACGGGAAAUAAGAAUAAAUUAGUGGAAGUUCAAGCGAUACUGGCCGAUGCAUUACCAAACUUAAGAUCACAAGAUCUUGAUUUACCUGAAUAUCAAGGUGAACCUGAACAGAUAACUAAAGGAAAAGCAAUAUUAGCUGCUCAACGUAUAAAUGGUCCUAUUUUGGUUGAAGAUACGUCUCUACAUUUUAAUGCUUUACAUGGUCUUCCCGGUCCAUAUAUUAAAUGGUUUUUAGAUAAAUUAGGUCAUGAUGGUUUGAAUAAAUUACUUGCUGCUUAUGAUGAUAAAACAGCAUAUGCACAAUGUGUAUUUGCAUUUUGUGCUGGACCAUCUCAUCAACCUAUUACAUUUACUGGUCGUUGUCCAGGACGUAUUGUACCAGCACGUGGACCAAAUACAUUUGGAUGGGAUCCUAUAUUUCAACCAGAUAAUGAACAAGGGCAAGCAGGAGAGAAAACAUUUGCAGAAAUGGAUAAAACAAUAAAAAAUCAAAUCAGUCAUCGAAGUCGAUCAUUACAAUUGGUUAAAGACUAUUUUGAUAAACAUCCAGAAUAUGUUUCGUAA